Molecule: messenger RNA, 2325 nt
Organism: Python bivittatus (Burmese python)
Lineage: Eukaryota; Metazoa; Chordata; Lepidosauria; Squamata; Pythonidae
Source: RefSeq, a predicted model, not a curated record
UCUUUUAGAAUUAUUUCUGUAUGAGUAAGCGUAUAGUGUGGUUAUGAAAAGGAAGUGGGUGGUUUAAUGACAAGUACAUGGUUUAGGCUGCUCUGUAUUUUCAAUUCUCAUAAAUAGCUUUUCACAUUUUUUGCUUACAUGUGUUUUUCUUCAGUUUCAGUUCCAUGUAAUUUUGAUUCUGUCCCAUGGUAUUUUAAAAUGUUAGUAAGCAACAGAAGCUUGCCAUCCAUGGAGCUAACAAUAGGAACUCUAAAUAGAUGGGAUAAGUGGACAGGCCAAAAGCCCAGCAAAUUAGAACAUCUAAUACCAUAAGACGGACCUCUUCGUUGGAUACAAUAACAGGACCUUACCUCACAGGACAGUGGCCGCGAGAUCCCCAUAUACAUUAUCCUUCAUGCAUGAAGGACAAAUCUACUCAGACACCUAGCUGUUGGGCAGAAGAGGUAUUAGAAAAGAGAUCACAUCAGCGUUCAGCUUCAUGGGGGAGUGCUGAUCAACUAAAAGAAAUUGCCAAACUGAGACAACAGCUUCAACGCAGUAAACAGAGUAGUCGUCACAAUAAAGAAAAAGAGCGUCAGUCACCUCUCCAUGGCAACCAUAUAGCAAUCAGUCAGACUCAGGCUUCUAUCUCAAGAUCAGUCCCUAUGCCACUGUCAAACAUUUCAGUGCCAAAAUCAACAGUCUCACGUGUGCCGUGCAGUGUAGAAGGAAUAAGCCCUGAAUUAGAAAAAGUGUUCAUCAAAGAAAACAGUGGAAAGGAGGAAGUGUCCAAGCCCGUGGAUAUUCCUGAUGGUCGGAGAGCACCCCUACCUGCUCACUAUCGUAGCAGCAGCACACGAAGCAUUGAUACACAAACACCUUCAGUCCAGGAACGCAGCAGCAGCUGUAGCAGCCAUUCUCCAUGCAUUUCUCCCUUUUGUCCUCCUGAAUCUCAGGAUGGGAGUCCUUGUUCUACAGAAGACAUGCUGUAUGACCGUGAUAAAGACAGUGGGAGUAGCUCACCGUUGCCCAAGUAUGCCUCCUCUCCUAAGCCCAACAACAGCUACAUGUUCAAACGAGAGCCCCCAGAGGGAUGUGAACGGGUGAAGGUCUUUGAGGAAGUGUCGACUCGUCAGCCUGUCUCAGCCCCUCUCUUUUCAUGUCCUGACAAAAACAAAGUUAAUUUCAUCCCAACUGGAUCAGCUUUCUGUCCUGUAAAACUUUUGGGUCCUUUACUUCCUUCUUCUGAGCUGACUCUCAAAGGCUCUCCAAACCCUGGUCAAAGCACGCCUUUGAGUACUCUGACUGUGGAGCAGCUUUCUUCUCGGGUUACUUUCUCUUCUCUGUUGGAUGACACCAGCACAAUGGACUCUUCAGAGGUCUUAGCACAACAGCCAUCCCAGCAGUCACCACAGCUUUUGCAAGAACUGCAACCUGAAGGACCCUCCUCUCCUCAAAGCUAUGUGGUAAUCUAGAGCAAAAUAGACCGUCAGUCUAAAACACAACUGCAUGAGUGGCAACUUUUCCCGGAAAAAAAAAAAAGCUACUUUUAUCAGCAUCUUUCUAUAUUUCAAAGCUCUUCUUGGCAGGGACAGAAAUGCUCUGACUCAGCAUUUUUGUAUUGGUGGGGGGAGCAAAACGCUUGCAGAAUCUAUGUAUCAUUAAGCAUUUUAAGUGGAUACUAUGCAUUUCAUAGAAUGACCAGAGUAGUACUGUGUCCUGUGUGUUCUUUUUAAAAUUCUACAGUAUAAAUAAGCUCUGUAUCAAACAAAGGUUGCCUGUCUAAAUAGAAAAUGUCUUGCUGUGUUGUGUUCUAUAGAAGAUACUGUACUUCAGGAUUAUGUUUACAAUUUAUCCAGGUAUUUAUGUUUUGAACUUCUGUAAUACAUACAAUGCAAAAAAGGAAGAAAAAAACCCAAAAAUUAAAAAUGGCCACAACAGUUGCACAGUGCCCACUCGAGGGCCUAGCUUCAGGUACUUCUCUCGAAGUCUAAACUCAGGUAACUUGGAAUGUAUAUCAUACUGGGAUAUAAAAUAUUUUACAGCUAAAAAGCUAAAGAGGGAACAUCACUCUUCUGCCUUUUUAUUAUUUUAUGCAUUAAUAUUUCCUCAUUACAUUCCACUUUUUUUGGGAAAAAUGCAUUCAGAUCCAGGGGAAUGAGUACUCUGGACAUGGGUGAACAUGAGGAAAACCAGCAAAUUUGUGAUGUACAGCAUCACGUCAUGUGGUUACAAGUAAAACAACUGUUGCAUUUCAUUUCAUUGUAAAAAUUAUGGCAUUGAAAAGUUUCAGGUGUUGCACAGUUAAUGACUGUUAAGCUGUUCUGAAUAAAGUGUUCAGUACGA